Messenger RNA from Amphiprion ocellaris (clown anemonefish), 2320 nucleotides. It is a transcript of the gene fgf1a, whose product is annotated as fibroblast growth factor 1a. NCBI's taxonomy places the organism in Eukaryota, Metazoa, Chordata, Actinopteri, Pomacentridae. Gene Ontology annotation, molecular function: growth factor activity; fibroblast growth factor receptor binding. The record is from RefSeq and is a predicted model, not a curated record. Gene Ontology annotation, biological process: positive regulation of cell population proliferation; fibroblast growth factor receptor signaling pathway; positive regulation of gene expression. Bases 269 to 730 code for a protein of 153 amino acids. The transcript is spliced from 3 exons. Gene Ontology annotation, cellular component: cytoplasm.
CCGGCCCACUUGAGAUCAGAUUGGGCUGUAUGUGGCCCCUGAAGUAAAAUGAGCUGCUCUACAUCACCACCACUGCUGGAGGUGAAGGCCAGGACACGGGGACGCGCAUCCAGCUGCCUGUGCGGUCGCUGCGCGCGUUCACGGCCACCCCCGAUUGCUGCAGGGGACACGCACGAGCUCCACUGGGAAAUAACCCCCAUCUGCAAAAAAAAAAAAAAAAGAAAAAAAAAUCCACCUGCUGGUCACUGAGCAGUUUCCUGGGAGCAGGAUGGCGGAUGGAGAGAUAUGCGCACUGCAGGAGCAGACUGCGGGCUGCGGCCUGCUGCUGCCGGACUACCGCCGGCUGACGCGGCUCUACUGCAUGAAUGGCGGACACCACCUCCAGAUCCUCCCCGAUGGGACGGUGCAGGGCCAGAGGGACGACGGGGACGCUCACAUUGUUUUGAAGCUCAAAGCUGUGAACAUCGGCGUCGUGGUCAUCCAGGGAACAGAAGCAGGACGAUAUCUGGCCAUGAAUGAUGAAGGGCGUUUGUACAGCUCACCCACAGUAACGGAUGAAUGCUACUUCCUGGAGAAACUGGAGGAGAAUCACUACAACACAUAUCAGCCACAGAAAUAUCAGGACCAGAACUGGUACGUAGGUCUGAAAAAGAAUGGAAAACCUAAAUUGGGUCCAAGGACCCACAUUGGACAGAAGGCCAUCUUCUUUAUACCCAGACAGCUGGAAUGAAGACCAACAAAGUUAUACCUCCACCGAAAGUGACUUGAUGCUGCUCAUGGAUGACUUUGUGAACAUACAUCAGUUAAAAAUAAUGAACGAAACCUGAAGUAGUAUGAAUAUGAGGUGACGGCUUGAAAAUCAGUCAUGACAACAAAAGGAGGUGAAGCUGCAGCCUGUUUAGUUCUGAUACAUGACCGGAUGCUGUUUAGCUCCCGCCCUGACCUUUAUCUUGAUUAAAACACAUCAGAGCUCAAACACAGCGGCCUUCAUCUUCCACUGAUGCAACAUCCCAUUUUAUUUUGCAGCAGGUCUUCAGAUUGCACAGAAUCAACAGACAGCAACAGAGCAACUGGCUGUUCCUUUUAGUCACAGAUAAAUCGGUGUAAACAUUGUCCAGUGUACAGUGCUACAGAGCAAGCUGCAUUGGGUAAUUCAGAAACUGUCGUCACAUCGUUUGUCCAGCAGAGUGCUGUGAUGCAAAUAUGACACAACCAGGCUUUCUUUCUUUGCUUAGCUGGCUUUACAAAACCUUAAAUUCAUCAGACGUAGUUGAUAUCACAAUGGUGGUUAUAAACUGUCUUUGUUACCUGGGUUUUCUUCACCAGUCUAUAAAAAACACAUCGUUUGUGUUAGGAAAUAUGCAGACAUGUUUAUAUAUAUAUUAAUACAUUUAUGCUUUAUUAGCAUGAAAUUUUAUUGAAUGUCUAAAUCUGUCGAACUGUGUGAUAAUUGUUGUUGUGACCUUUAUACUGACUAAAGAGUGAAGUGUUUGAGAUGUAUCCGGCUGAGCUAGCAUUCCAGAGAUAAAGAGGACCUUGGAGUGAAAGUGGAGAUGGCCGAGACCGCGCUUCCCCGGCAAUCAAAAGGAGAGAAAUGAGGAGUGUAACGGGGGGAGCUGCUGGGGAAGGAGAUUUCUUGUAUAUGUAUUCGUGAAGACACUGAGGCCUUGUCCACACGUAGCCGGGUUUUUGUAAAACCGAAUAUCCUGCCCCCUCCAUCUAGAAAAAAACUUAUGUACACACCACCUCGUUUUUAGAAAAAAACGUCAUCCACACCUAACCGCAUAAGUGCGUUUUUCAGCACAUUCAUAAGCAUACCGGACCUUUAGGUGGCAGUAGUUCCCCAAAUCCUAUCCAAUCAGAGUAAGAAUAACCGUCCUUAACGUCGUCCUAAUGUGGAGCAGUAUCUGGGCUUGUAAAAACAAGCAAGUUAAAAGCGCCUGUACAAGAAACAGCGCCCAAAACCUUGUGAGAGCAUCCAUACUGUUACCGAAUGUAAACACAGGUCGCAUAUGUGACGUAAGAACAUAUUUUGUCGCAGGCGGUGACGUUUCGAAACGCAAAACCCCGGUUACUGAUGUCCACAUGCAGACGCAUAAAACGGAGAAUUCGCAAAUCUUCACUUUGGUUGGAGUUUUUAAAAAGAAUCGUUUUUGAUGACGUUAAAUUUGCGUUUUCGUGUGGAUGAUAGGCCGAAUCGUAGAAAAAUAUCUUCGUUUUGUGAGAUACUCGGCUACGUGUGGACAAGGGCUGAGACUGCCUCAGUGCAGGUGUAACCCAUUGCCUGUACUCCUUGCUGCAAGUAAAUCAUUAGAAAGAC